UAUUGGUGAUUUAAACCCCAGGUUAGCUAUACGCAGCAGCCAAUGCACUCUAUGCUCUCUUGUUUCCAUACAUGGUGAAAACAGGCAUGAGCCGUUAAUAUAGUUGACUAGACAUUUGGGAAAAUCAUGUACUUAUCUAGUUAUCUGUGUCUAUCCUUCUUUGUUACUUUUCUUCAUUCUUCUUUGCGCAUUGUGUGUCUCUGUUGGUUUGGUCGACUUCAUCAUAGGUCUCACAUGCAUUAAUUUGUGGGGUCCAUAUACAUCAACCAAUUCCUUACACAUCCGAAUUAGAAUAUGUAUUUUUCGCACUUGUGUCCGUAACAUUUCUCGUCUGCACUAAUAUUUUUCCUAUCUAACUGGGGAUAUCAUUAGGCAAGAAUCGAACCAACUAAGCAGUAUAACCACUUCAACAAUCACAACCACCUUUUUUCACAACUUGUAAAUUAGCCUAGCUAAGCCCCUUCAAAUUUUAAAAGAUCAAUCAUCCCUAAUUCGUCACCACUGACGUCAUGGACCCUGGCCCUGUCAUUUUCAUGCCCACAUAAAUCAGGCCUCAGCUUUCUAACUUAUGAAACAAGUUGUUUUGCUUUGCCUGUAAAAUCCAUAAGUCCCCAAGAAGAAGAAGAAGAAAUGGACGAUUGCGUUCGACUCCUACUGGUAUUGUUUCCUGGCCAAGGGCACAUAAAUCCCAGCCUCCAAUUCGCCAGGCGCCUCGUCAAGAUGGGCGUCAACGUCACUUUUGUAACAUCUAUUUCCUCUCUCAAACGAGUGACGAAAUCUGUCGCCGAUACUCCACCGGGCUUGACCUUUUCCGGCUUCUCCGAUGGCUACGAUGACGGCAACGGUCACUUGUGGAACAACCACGACGAUGCUGACCGCUACAUGAAGGAGCUAAAGAUUCGGGGGUCAGAGGCCAUAGCAGAACUCAUCAAAUCAGCGGCGGAAAGAGGCCAGCCUUUCGUUCAUGUGGUCUACACCACCAUUAUGGCUUGGGUAGGCCAAGUUGCUCAUGCCCUUCAGGUGCCUUCCACUCUCCUUUGGCUCCAGCCAGCGACCAUCUUGGGUAUUUACUACUACUACUUCAAUGGCUAUGGAGAGUCCAUUGGGAAAAACGCGAACGACCCCUCGUGGUUUGUCGAAUUACCGGGACUGCCGUUGCUCACACGCGGCGACCUUCCUUCUUUUUUGCUCGCUUCGAGCACUUCUAAUUUCGCUCUUCCACUAAUUAACACGCAUUUUGACGUACUCGUUACGGAAACGAAUCCCAAAGUACUCAUAAACUCCUUCGAUGCUUUGGAGUCUGGAGCUCUAAGAGCGACCGAGAGGCUAAACUUUGUUGCUAUUGGGCCGUUAAUCCCGUCUGCUUUCUUGGAUGGAGAGGAUCCGUCUGACACUUCUUCCGGAGGAGAUCUGUUUCAACAUUCAAAAGACUAUGUUGUGUGGUUGAAUUCAAAGCCCAGUGAAUCUGUUAUUUACGUAGCAUUUGGAAGCUAUGCUUCCAUAAAGAAGCAACAAAUGGAGGAGAUUGAGCGCGGGCUGCUGGAAUGUGGAAGACCUUUCUUGUGGGUAGUACGAGCAACGGAAGACGGGAAGUUGAGUCGCAAAGAGGAACUGAAUCAACAAGGGAUGGUAGUGCCGUGGUGUUCUCAAGUGGAAGUGUUGUCACACCCGUCGGUUGGGUGUUUUGUGACUCAUUGCGGGUGGAAUUCGUCGUUGGAGAGCUUGAUUUCUGGGGUUCCGGUGGUGGCUUUUCCACAGUGGGCCGACCAAGCGACGAACGGAAAACUUAUUGAGGAUUUUUGGAAGAUGGGGAAAAGAGUGAAAACAAAUGGGGAUGGAAUUGCGGAGAGUGGUGAGAUUAAAGAGUGUAUAGAAGCUGUGGUGGGAGGAGAGGAAAUGAGAAGCAAUGCUAAAAAGUGGAAGGAUCUUGGAAGGGAAGCUGGAAAGGAAGGUGGAUCAUCCGACAAGAAUCUUAGAACUUUUGUUGAGGAUGUUAGGGCAAGUUUGGUGAAGUGAACAAUGUUCUAUGAAACUGGUCUAAAAUAAACAAUGGAAAAUGAGUUUGACCUUUACAUUUAACUUUCUUAUUCAGGCA
Molecule: messenger RNA, 2095 nt
Organism: Rhododendron vialii
Lineage: Eukaryota; Viridiplantae; Streptophyta; Magnoliopsida; Ericales; Ericaceae
Product: crocetin glucosyltransferase, chloroplastic-like
Exons: 1
Coding region: 631-2016 (461 amino acids)
Molecular function (GO): UDP-glycosyltransferase activity
Source: RefSeq, a predicted model, not a curated record